Molecule: messenger RNA, 4074 nt
Organism: Hydatigera taeniaeformis
Lineage: Eukaryota; Metazoa; Platyhelminthes; Cestoda; Cyclophyllidea; Taeniidae
Source: the annotation of a GenBank genome assembly
CUUGAUACCGACCCGCGGAUCUCCAAGGGUGUGCAUCCAAAUCAGCCUUUUGGUGAAGGCGUGCUCUUCUACGACCGUCCCUCGAUGCUGGAAGCCUAUAAGACCCUUCUCUCAGAGGAUGGCAUGUCAAUGGAAUUACGUGCGGAGCAGCAUCCGACUCAGUUCUUGUGGAACCUUACCGCACAUACCUCACGCCUUCCCGUCCUCCUUAACUGGUACCCUAAUACCCUGACGCUCAAUUCACGACUUGUUCGUCUCGGUCUGCCCGACUGUGUCGCUCUGCGCGCCCGCACCCCCAUCAACUCCUCUGUCGACUCUGCUUGUGCCUUUGAAGUCAAUCAAUUGGUAAAGGUCUCCUGGGCUGGCCUUGCGGAGGCAGCUCCCCUUGUCACCCAACUAAUUGACAGGUUCCAUAUCAAACAGACUGACUACAUUCAACUCCUUCGCCAUGUUAGCCCCGACCUCCUAAACUACACUGAUGCAGUAGAGCGAGGUGAGAAGAGGCAGUUUCGUGCGCGUUUUCGCGAAAUGGCCUGUCGGUGGCUGCGGAUGCAUCGACCGAGGUGGGAACAGUGGACCGAAGGGUGGAACGUUAAGAAGGAGAUCAUUAUUGGGGGCAUGUUUACAUUUACCGGCACCGAGGAGUUCAAUGAUUUGGCUCCCAGUAAGCUACCCCUUCCUUUACCCCUUUUGAUUCAUUAUUCCUCCCGUUUUGUGACUAGACGCUCCUAUUGUGUUCCCCUCCUCUACGCAUCACAGAUUUGUUACUUUGCCUAUAAUGAAAACUGGUUUUGCUCAAUCUCCUUCUGCACAGACGCCUUCCAUGCAGUGGACGUUCUGAACGGCGAUGAAAAAUAUUUUGGCAAUUCAGAGUUUGCCAUUCGUCUCCAAAUUCGCAAUCUCACUUGCUCCCAGAACGUGGUGCUCAACGACUUCUUCAAUUUCCUUACCGUUAACCCCAACAAUGAAAGCAUUCUUGGGGUGAUUCUUGCUCUUUGCCCUGAUGCUAUUGAGGCGACUGUGCGGUUGGCGAACUUGCGUCGAGUGCUUGUCAUCUCGCCCACUGUGGAGUCUGCCUCCUUUCUGUGGCAGAAACAUUACAAAUUCUUCUUUCGCACCAUUCCUUCCGCUUACACUGCCAGUUUCAUCUUCAUACGCCUGUUCCAGCAGUGGCGGUGGAAAAGGGUUGCGAUGUUUCGGAAGGAUGAUCAUUAUUUCUAUCGCGAUGCCUUCACUGCCAAUAACAUCACCUUGGUGGAUGACUUUGAGGUGAAGGAGUCGAUGCUCACCUAUGCCGUUGCUCAAAAGGCACCUUGUAGCUAUUUGACUGUCAAAUCCCUCUCCUGUGUUUUGGUUGACUACGUUCAUUCUUCCUUUGGCGCACAGAAUGUCAUGUCGGUGAAACAGCGCAAUGGACGAAUCAUAAUAGUGGAUCAUUCGGCCGCGGCAACCGCUAUUAUCCUUUGCGCCGCAUUUCAUCUGAACAUGCGCGCUGAGAAGGGUUACGUAUGGUUUCUCAGUCCUUGGCUUUCCAAAAACUUCUGGGAAUCCCCCGAAGUGGUCCCUCCUGAGUGCAGUGCCAAUGAUCUUAAAGUCAUGCAUGACUACUCCUUCAGUGUCUCCCAUCCUCUUCACACCGGUGCUGUCACUCACUCCAAUCUCAUGACCUCCAUGAGUGGACCUAAUCGAUCCUCCGAGACAUCCAGUGGGGUAUCUGUUUUCAUACGCACUUUUAUUUUUUUUCAUCAAAUUAAACUUCUGAAGCGUUCGUCAAUCGAAGAGUUAUUUGCUCUUGAAAGGCGCCUACGGACGUUUGUGUCGAAAACUCACAUGGAGUACUCGAGCAGGGGCUACCUGGACAAGAAUGCAGUCUCCUUUUUCAGUAACAACGUGGACCAGUUAGGUGAGACCUUGGUCUAUGAAUUCGGCGUCACUCCACCCUCUCCACCCGCGCCGCCACAGACCUCACCGCCUGCCUAUGACGAGGAUCCGCUUGCCAGCACUGUUCAUCAGCUAAGCUUUGAUUCGCACAACGAUCGUCUCCUGGAGGCGUGGUUGCUGAAACAGAUUCAAGAUAAAACAACUGUUCCCAUUACUCUUUGGUCCUUUAAUGGACCUCUUGGCGGAGAUGAGGAUGGCGAGUCAAAUCUGCUGUCAAAAGAGAGGUUUCGACCGCAUUCCAGCAGUGGUGGUUACUCCUCAUCAUCAUCUCGAGGUGUAUGGAGCGGAGGUAAGGAGAACGGAGAAGAGGGCGAGGACAAUGGAGCAGAGGAUAGCCGAAACGAUGCGAUUGCCUUCAAGACUUUUGUAGACAACCUCUUUGAGAAGCCUUACGAUAAACCGCGCUGGGGUGGGGGCGGCUCUCUACGUCCCACUGAUGGCUCCAUAACUGAGGCUGAUUGCGCCUUCAGCUUUCUUUCGCGCUGGUUUGGUGUCAGUUGUGUUGUUGGCAACUGGAUAUUCGCCAUGGGCGUUCUUCUCAUCAUUGCCAUACCCGUUGUUGCCAUUGUGCUUGCCUACUUCCGGCGACGUCUGCGAGAGGCGGAAAAGCUCACUCGGAAGCCCUAUGAAGAACUCUGUGCUCUUUUGGCUGAUGUCAAUGUGCGUCUCUCCGUUGACUUGAACGCUUCAUUUUUUACCAUCUCAUUGAGGUGGCGCCUGAUUGUGAGCUGCUGUCAGUACUACUGGCAACAUCGUCCCGAGUCAAUGCUUCAGGUCAUAGAGGAGAUACGGGCCAACGAGAAUUGCAUUCGACCCUACCUUACCGACGAACCACCUACUCUGGAGACCACGGCGAUUCCAUUCCUUCCUGGUCCGGGUGCGUGCAUAAUGCCAGAGCCACCGUCGGUUCCACAGCCCGCCUUCUCGGCACCAAUGGGAGCACGUGCUUGGGUUGGCGGUGCGCCCUUUAUGAAUCCCUCUGCGCCCUUUACGGAGCCUCCCUCAGCUGGCGAUGGGCCUCAGCGCUAUACUGUAGCCAAUAGCAGCAGUGCAGGCUGCGGCGGUGGUGGAGGGUGUAGUCAGAAGGUCUCUUUCUCCUCUGCCAACUCCUCCUCCUCUCUUACUUCCAACUCCGCCUCCUCUAGGCGACCCCACAACACCACCACAAGCAUCGGGCAAACUCCGGUGAGACGUGCCCCACCUCCCACUUCCGUCUAUGCGCCACCUGGACACCCCGGUUAUCAGCCUACGGAUGAAUUUAAUCCUCUCCUCAACCCCUCCAAUCGAUCAAUAUCUCUGGAGUUCCUGCAAAAGUCCGACUUCCACCUCCAAACACCGCCGCUGAAGAGAGCGAACGACAGUGACGUCGAAGGGGAGUUAGAACGGAUCGGCGAGAGCGGAGACGUUGACCUUCGACGUGAGAUGGAGGAAGAGGAAGGUGAGACGGAUUGUCGAGAUCGCAGCACUACGCAUCAGUGCACCUCCUGCCCCCAGAAACCCAGUCUUUUGAGUCGCAGUCCUUUCGGUGUUUCCAUGGCUCCAUGUAGUGGGAUACGACGGCACCAUCAGCAUAGUGGGAACUUCUUUGCCCGCACAUUUGCGGCUGCAUUGGAUCCGCGCGGUGGAACUGGGAAGUCACACUCACGACGACCUGUGGGAAUGGCCUCCUUUCUGCGCAGCGAUCAGUCAUCCUCUAUGCGAAUGCGACUACUUCCCUCUCUUCGACAUCAUCACCAACAGCAUCACUUUCACCACACUGCAGCUGCUGCCGCCUCUUCUUCCCCAUCCACCUCGCGGAAUGAACUCACUGCCAAAUCUCUUCCUCAGGUAAGUAGCACCAACUGCCGCGCCUCAACAACAGUGUCGAUGACGAAGGCGUCACGGCGAAGUGCAUGUAGCUCGGCGGGAGACGCGCAUUACUUGGCGCGGCCACCCCGACCUGCAGCUGCAGCUUUCUCCACUUCCGCCUCGGGAUCAACCUCAGUAGCGGUGGCUGUAGGGUCACCUCGAGGUCAGCGACUGCCCAUGGUGACACAAAACGGCGCCGCGGGUUUAAUCACCUCCAGCGGGAGCAGUCCCACCUUCUCCUACCCGUCCCCACCCCCUCCGCCUCCACACAACUUUUUUGUCUAG